Messenger RNA from Cladocopium goreaui, 1316 nucleotides. Lineage: Eukaryota; Dinophyceae; Suessiales; Symbiodiniaceae. The record is from the annotation of a GenBank genome assembly.
AGGUCAUGACGGUGGCAGACUAUCUCAAUGCAGAAGUCUCAGAAUGGAACCUCUUCUUCGCUGACAUGGCCUACUCUUUGCAGAGAGACGUGUGGCAUGCCCUGCGUGAGGCAGGAAAUCUGCCGUUGGAGGCGGAAGGCUUUGAUGCCCGGCCUAUCCUCUCCGUGGGGGUCAAGGCAUCCUCCACCCGAAGUCAUCAGCAUGCAGAGACCUACCAGCUGCUGCUCAGUGGCCUGAAGGCCUGGUGGCUGGCCAAACCUGGGUUCGAGUUGGACAAGGCUCUGGGGGAUCCCUGCGAGGCACUGGCCACAGCAGCAGGUGAGUCGCCUGCCAGAGCAGCCCACGAGCUUCCAGAGGAGCCAUGGCUUUGUAUUCAGCAGGUGGGUGAGGCUGUGUACUUUGGCGACCACUUCCCACAUGCAACCUGCAACCUGGAAGCCUUUGUUUUGGGUUUCGGUGCUCAGGGCUUGUCUCAUGGAUGGCCAGCACUGCACCGAGCGGCGCACAGCAACGACUUAGAUGUCCUGCAGCGGCUGGUGGAGGAGGGCAUGAAGCUGAACCAACGGCACGACCAGGUGACCCCGUUGCACCGCGCGGUGACCAAGGGCCAUCUGGCUGCGGUUCAACGCUUGGUGGCGGCUGGGGCCAAGCUGCUGAAGGAUCGAGAAGGAAAAAGUCCCGGGACCAUGGCAGCCGAGCGGGGAGACCUGCCCAUGUUGCGAUUUUUGGCGGAAGCACAACCUUUGAAGCAACAGGAGGCAGGACAGGCCUUGAUCUGGGCCGCCCUCUCAGGCCAUGUGCCGGUCAUGGAGUUCCUCUUGUCCCAAAAAGCAUCAGUCCAUGCAACCGAUGAGCGAGGUUUACAACCGAUCCACUUUGCAGCCCUGGAAAGCGAUGUGAGCACCGUCGCCUUCUUGGUUCAGCAUGGCGCCAACGUAUCAGCUACGGGCCUUGGCGCCGAACGCCCCAUCCAUUGGGCUGCAGGUGUCGGCCAUGCACCCAUCAUCGACUACCUCCUGGCGCAGCGCGCAGACUGCUCCGCUGCCGAUGCCCGCGGCGCCCUUGCGCUGCACUUUGCCGCGGCACAGGAUCGACUAGAGGCAGCCCAAAGAUUGGCUGCCUGCCACUUGGCCCCUGGUGCCCUGCAGGCGGCUGCUUCCAAGGGUCACAGGCGUUUGGUCAGGAUGCUACUGAAGGCCGGUGCACAGCCAGAUGCGCAGGUGGAGGAGAUGCUCCUGCACUCGACCGAGCUCUGACAGAAAGAAACAGACUGUUGAUGCAGGGACCGAAAGAAUUCUUGUAAUGUGGUAACCCCA